AUGACACACUCCUCUGUAUCACAGAAGUACAACCUAGCGGUUGUUUCCGGGGGCAAGCCGAUGUUGCCAAGAGCCCAUAGAGACUCUACUAGUUGCAACAAGAAUAUUUCCAUUUUAACGGAUGAUAGGAAGUAUUUCAUCGUUCCAUUCAAUAAUCAGAUUAAGAUUUACUCUGUCGAGACCAGACAAUGCACAAAAACCCUCAAGUUCAGUAACAACCCACUUUUGGCCCGCGUUUUCCAGGAUAAUAAAGACGUUUUCGUCGUCAAUAUCUUACUCGGUGAUAUCACUGCUACUUCUCACGAGGAAGACAGGUUGAUUACUCUUGUAACUAAUGCUGGUCAUAUCAUCGUCCUCAAUUAUAAGGGUAAGAUGGUUGAAAAUCCCAAGGUUCUGCAACUAAACCAUUCAGACGUCUCCAAGAUUUUCUUCGAUAAUGAUAUCAAAUUUUUAACCACGAAGACAACCAGUAACUCCUUACAGUAUUAUACGUUCCAUUCCCUUCGUUUCCAAGAGGAUGAUAAGGUAACCACCACGGAGGAAAAAUCAUUUGAAAACGUCAUUCUUUCGAGUUGGUCAUCAAAUAACAAAUUCAUCUCCAUAUUACUCAAAGAAAAUAAUGAAAAGCAUGUUAUCGUCUAUUCUAUCUCUGAACAAACCGUUCGUUUCCAAUUCCCACUGGCUACAAUCAACACAUCGGCAAGUUUUUCUAAUUUUGUCACAUCCAUGGCUAUUGAUAACACUUGUACCCAAUUAGCCCUCGGUUUCGCUUCCGGUGUCGUCACCGUCACUAAUUUAAUUGAUAUGAAACCGAGACUAUUGAAAUGGCAUAUCGACGCCGUGCUGUCUUUGAAUUUCAAUGCUGAUGGUACUUACUUACUCUCAGGUGGUUGGGAAAAAGUCUUAAGUUUCUGGCAAUUAUCAACAAAUUUACAACAUUUCUUACCACGUUUGAAUGGUGUCAUCAUCGAUAUUCAAGUACUGGAAAAUUUCUAUUCUUUAUCUUUACAAAUGAUGGAAAAUGAUUCCAAUUCAGAUUAUCAAUUGGUCUUAUUGAAUUCUGCAGAUUUAAUUUCAAAUUUAUCUAUUGUGGGGCCACUACCAGUUUUCAACUCCAUCAUCCAAAUUACAAAUUCACAACCUUACUCUUCAAUAAAUUCAACUUCAUCAAUCAACACAUCAUUCAAGAAACAAAAGAGGAAAUUGAUGAGGUUGAAAAAGAAAGAUUUCACCACUUGUAUCGAAAUUAAUCCAGUAACUAAACAAUUAUACAUUCCACAUGGUUCAAAUUUACAAACUUUUGAUUUCUACAAGAAUGAAUCUGUCAAUUUACAAUAUUUAACAAAUAGUAUCAAUACUUUUAUGGGUAAAGUUAAGAGUGAAUUAAAUAUCAAGGAUCCAAAGAUUUUAAAUUUGAAACUUUCAAAAGAUGGUACCUCUUUAAUUACUUAUGAAAUCGAAUUCGCUCCUGCAGAUUUACUUUCAUCUGAUGAUAUAAUACAUCUUCUAAAAUUUUGGCAAUUCAAUUCGAAUUCAGAUCAAUGGGAAUUGGUUACCAAAGUUCUCAACCCACAUGGUCAAAAUGUUCCAAUUACAAAUAUGAUCGUCUCAAAAGAUGGUUGUUUAACUGCAGAUAAUAACGGUGGUAUCAAGUACUGGGUCUACGAUGUUAAGGAAAGUAAUUGGUGUUUAAAGAAAAUUUUGAUUAAUAAUUUCAAUCAUUUUACAAAUUCUGUCUCAAUGGCAAGUUCCAAAGAUGGUAGUUUACUUUUCCAUGGAUUUGAUGAUAAAUUACAAAUUAUAGAUUUUGAAACGUUUAGAAAAUUGGAAAAUACCAAUGUUGAUGAUAACGACGAUGAUUUUGUUAAUGAAUUCACAUUUGAUUCUGAAAUCCAAACAAUCAAAUUAAUUGGUGAAACAAGUUUAUUAGUGGCCACUAAAGCCACUUUGAAUGUGAUCGAUCUUCUGUUGGGUAAAAUCAUCAACAGUUUCGACAUAUAUCCAUACGUCAACGGCAUAUAUAAGAAUGGUAACCUGGAAAGAUUGAUUACCUGCGAUGAAACAAACGGUAAAAUUGCCAUUGUCAUCAACAAACAAUCAAAGGAUAAAGCUACCAGUUUCAAAUCUCAUGUUCUAGUUUUCAACUCUAAUCUAUCCAAGAAACUGGGAAGUUUCACUCAUGACGAAUACAUUGCCUGGAUUGGAUGGAAUUAUGACACAGAUUUCAUCUUCCUCGAUAUAGAAUCAAGACUCGGUGUCAUUGGCACCACCGUUACCAACGAGAUAAUGCUCGAUGAAUCGAACAAGGAGGGCAUAUUGGACGGCCUAACGACGGAAAACGAUCAUGCUGACAAGAACAGUUACUUGGAAGAAUUACGAAAAUUGUCCAUCAGGAAAACCAACAUCAUGAAGGGCCUGAAAAACGACAAUGAAGACGUGGAGGAAAUCCUGGACGGCGAGACCAUCCAGAACUCCAUCCAUACUAAGAUAAACAUGAACAGUUUCACAAACAUGUUCGAUAACCUCCAAAACAUCGAAAUGGAAACAUUAUUCGACAGCGUACUCAAAACACUCUCUUAG
Molecule: messenger RNA, 2580 nt
Organism: Kazachstania africana CBS 2517
Lineage: Eukaryota; Fungi; Ascomycota; Saccharomycetes; Saccharomycetales; Saccharomycetaceae
Gene: NAN1
Product: Nan1p
Exons: 1
Coding region: 1-2580 (859 amino acids)
Biological process (GO): positive regulation of rRNA processing; positive regulation of transcription by RNA polymerase I
Cellular component (GO): nucleolus
Molecular function (GO): RNA binding; protein binding
Source: RefSeq, a predicted model, not a curated record